Suillus subaureus is the source of this 1816-nucleotide messenger RNA. RefSeq lists its product as uncharacterized. The record is from RefSeq and is a predicted model, not a curated record. Bases 274 to 1752 code for a protein of 492 amino acids. NCBI's taxonomy places the organism in Eukaryota, Fungi, Basidiomycota, Agaricomycetes, Boletales, Suillaceae. The transcript is spliced from 2 exons.
GGAGAAGGCGCACGUUUAUAUGACGAUGGACGGACGUAUUUCUAUGGCAGGAUUGAAUGGUAGGAACAUCGAGUACUUCGCUAAGAGUGUGGAUGCAGCAGUUAGAGGUGACUUGUAGACUGUCGAGAAAUAGAAGUUCCUUUUUUGGGUUGUGUUGAUCCCCUCGUACGUCGCGUGCUUCCUUGUUACAAAGUCCGAGGAUGCAGUCCAACGGAAUUCAAUUACAUAUUUUUUUCGAGGUGCGGUUUGUAACUCUUUCUGCAGUUGACUCUCAUGUCCAGUCCUUCAACUCCUACAAAAUUUAUACCAGGUGCUUGGCUAGACCAAGCCAUCUCUAGUUCCUCCUCGGGUCAGACCAUCAUACGAAACGUUGACCAGGUAAUUACUGCCUCGCCCGGGCAAAGAACCCCUGAAAUGCCCACGGCGAGUACAGCGGGCGACCGUCCCCUAAGCAUCAUCGUGCCAACACCAGUGUUUAUACCACCAUUGGCAUAUUGCCCCUUCAGCACAGAUUUUUCACUUCCCCCCCUGCCAGCCUCGUACAUUGGAAAGAAAAUCUUGUCAGAUGAGCAUGCAAGCUCUAGUAUGCCAUCUACACCUGGUCUUGAUCAUACCCCAUCUUCGAGUCCCUUCUCAUCCGAUCCAAACACCAUGACAUCUCCAACACCUAGCCAUUUCGCAACCAUGCCCGUUACCCCCGAGGCACAUGAUAAUCGCGACAUUGCCACCAUAAAUACGUCUCCUUCGAAAAUCUCUCAUAUAGUUAAACCCCAAGCCAGCAUGACGCUGAUGACGGACAAACCACCGAAACUACCAGAUAAUCUAUGGGUGUCUACUGGAACCAACUGGCUCAGCGACCUUGGUGGAAACACAGAGACAGAUCGCAUAUUCCGCAACGCUCUCUUCGGUCCAAUUCCCUCCCUAAGCCCCCAAAGUAGCCCACUCACCUCGAGUAUUGCAUCCCCCGCUUCCUCUUUUCCCGCAGCACUCUUACCGAGCAUGUCCACAUCCCUCAACAGUACUCCAAUUUCAUCUCCCUCUGCACCGUCUUCUCUCAAUUGUAUGUCUUCAGCCUAUUCGCCAACUACAGCACGCCUGGCAUUGUCACCGACCUCGACUCCAGCCUUUCCCUCUAGCAUUGAUAGUUUUGAGCGAUGGCGCGAAGAUGUUACAAUCCAGACGAAUAGACAAGAGACCAUGCCAGAGACUCCUUCUGUAUAUGAUGACACUGGCUCUAGUGCAGAGCACACCGAACGCACGAGCCAGCCUCCGCCUGGCUUAGAUCAGAGGGUGGUGAAUCCACAUGCACCGCCUGCAAUAAAGUCAAAAACAUUCAUGCAGAAGGCGAAGAAAAUUGGCGGACGCGUCAAACGCUUCGUAACGCGCGGCAAAAGAAGUAAAUGGAAUGCCGCCAUCGAAGCGGGAACUUUUGAUGGUACCACUCAUACGGGAAGCGAUGACGGGAGCAUUGUAGUCAUUUCCGCGCGUUCUCCGUCAUACGACACGCGCCUUUCUCCGCCCAUCUCUCCACAAAAUCCUCAGCAGUACAGGAGAUCUAUGCCUAUGGUCUCUCCGCAUUAUGUCCUCGUUAGAGAGCGUGUCUCAGCCAUCGCUGAGGGAGCCGUUGAGGUACCUCGUACGGCGCCUCCCGCAGACGCAAGGGGACUUCCAGGGUCCAUUGUCUCGAGGGUUCCUACUCGCCGUUUUUCUCUCGCAGCGUUCUCAAGUCUCGCAUCGCUCAAACGACCAUGAGUGGGACUCGUCCAAUAUUUUUAUUCCAUCGUAUUUGAGGUUAGAUGCAUUGCAUGUCCAUGUU